AUUUAGUUUAGAUGUGAUCAACAUUCGUCGCAUUUGUCUCUCAUUCUUUAAAUCGAUCAUGCCCGUCAAAUACACAUAUCUCAUUUCCAAGAGAGGCGAUGUGGUAUUCUCGCUUGUCUGUGGAGUUGGUGCAUACUUUCUUUAUGAGCGCGACCACCCACGGGAAUGGACUCUCAAAGAACUUGUGCAGCGUAAAUUAGAAAGAGUCAAGACUGAAGGCUGGUUCUCUGACGCAUCAAAAUCGCAAUGAAUCAAUAGAAAAUUUUUUUCUGUUAUACUUUGCUCAAAUAUACAAAGGCGAUAUGCAAGCUUGCAUCGAACUUAUGGGGAGGUCAAGGACUUAUUACUUCACAAGAGGGACCGCAACCGCAUCUACGGUUAAUAAAAAGUAAUGAUUUAUUUCCAAAGAGAAAUGGGUAUAUAUUAAAUGAAGGAAAUAAAUGUAC
This is a messenger RNA of Lobosporangium transversale, 446 nucleotides long. RefSeq lists its product as hypothetical. The coding region runs from base 59 to 250 and encodes 63 amino acids. The record is from RefSeq and is a predicted model, not a curated record. The transcript is spliced from 2 exons. NCBI's taxonomy places the organism in Eukaryota, Fungi, Mortierellomycota, Mortierellomycetes, Mortierellales, Mortierellaceae. Gene Ontology annotation, biological process: protein secretion.